UCACGCUUCUGUGUUUAUAUAAAAAGAGGACGGGACGAAGUGGUAGACUGUACGGUGCAUACUAUCUCGGCGACUAUGAGAGUACUACGAGGACUUGUCGUCACGUUUUCCAAACCGACACGGGUGUUGUCACGAGCCCACGCGACCCUCACCCAGAGAUCGUUUGCGGAGACAUUCGGCCAGCAGAAUCGAAAGUGCCCGCUGUGCGGCUUCUUCCAGUCAGGUGAUUUGCUGUCACCCGUAAGUCGCCGUGGUUCAGCUGUCGGUGUCAACGUUAGAACGAUGGCGGCGUUUGGAGGGCGGGACGACGAUUUUAUAUUCAGACAGCUGCUCGACUACAAGUCUUUCACAUACACCUACCUCCUGGCCGACCGAACGACUAGCGACGCCGUGCUGAUUGACCCCGUUGUUGAGAUGGUCAACCGCGACAUGCAGGUCGUCAAGGAUCUCGGCCUCAAUCUGAUCUUUGCGGCCAACACCCACGUGCACGCUGAUCAUAUCACCGGCACCGGAGAGAUCAAGAAGAAGUUGCCUGGCUGCAAGAGUAUGAUCGCAGACGUGAGUGGCGCCAAGGCCGAUGUCAAGCUGAAGCACGGAGACACCAUCAAGUUCGGAAAGUUUGAGCUGGAAUGCCGAAACACUCCCGGACACACUGACGGUUGCAUGACGUUUGUGUGGCACCAGAAAAGUAUGGUGUUCACCGGAGACGCUAUCCUCAUUCGAGGCUGUGGACGCACAGACUUUCAACAAGGAAAUCCCCAGAAUCUGUAUGACUCUGUUCACAAACAGAUUCUGUCGUUGCCGCGUCACUUCAUGUUGUUCCCAGCACAUGACUAUACAGGUCAGACCAUGACCACGGUUGACGAGGAGCUCAAGUACAACCCGCGACUGUCGAAACCGAAGAGCGACUUCGUCAAGAUCAUGAAGGAGCUGACUCUGCCCUACCCUAAACAGAUUGACAAGGCUCUGCCAGCUAACAUGGUGUGUGGUGCAUACGAUCUUCCCGCCGAGGCCACUACCAACUAAACAAGGGAAAUAAAAAAUCUUAUCGCAGAAUUGAACUUGGGUGUGUUAGCCUAAACUAAGCAAGCAGUAUUUACUUUAUAAUAAUUUGUGAUUGAAUACCCUCGCGAUAAUGCAUUUGUGAUUCUUGAUGCAGUUUUCAGAAACCUUUUCUUCUCUUUAUCUGUUGUCUGUGUUCACAGCAAUGUUUUUUUAAUGGUCGAUCUUUAAGAAUUUUUUUUAUGAAAGUUAUCUAAUUUUCUUUUGAAUUUUUUUGAGUGCAUUCACUUUUAAUCAAGUUGCUAAUAAUGUAAAAUUGUUACUUUUGAUGAAAAUAGAAAAAUAUUUGUAUUUUAGAACAUGGCAGAGACUAUGUACUGCAUUGCUGUGGAUAAAAUUGUUUUACUCAAGUUAUAAAUACAAAUGACUAUAAUAUUUGCAUAAUUAGCACUCACAGAAGAAAUUUUAAUACUUUAUAGUAUUAUAAAAAUAGUUCUCAAUAUCCACAAAAGAUGUUAACCUUUUUCAUAAAAAGCCCUUGAAGUCGAACAUUUAAAUUAGAGUGUGUUGAUUUCUUUUACCUUGUUCUAACGCUAAGCUACUUCCCUUGAGAUUUAUCAUAUAUUUAUGAAAAUUAACUAAUUUGAAUUUUCACAAAAAUCGGGCAUUAAUUUUUAAAAAUCAAAACCACUUAAAUUUGUGUUUCCCCUCUCCCUUUUUGAUCAUUCCCCCCCGAGUCGGAUCUUGGAUUCAAACUACUGGAGUAGGGGGGGGGGAGUGUGUUAGGAUUUAGAAGAUGACAUUUCUCUAUUUGAUGUGACAUGACAAUAAAUUUCCCAGAGUUAGGCAAUGUGUCUUGAUUUUAAUUUUAUAAAGUAAAACCCUGUCAUUGUAAUAGUAUAAACCAGGGAUUAAUUUCUUUGUCAUUGAAUUGGAUACACUAUGAGGUACGGUACUGACAAAAAUGCUUUUCAAGGAAAGUUGUAGUGAAUAUGCAUUCAAACUACCACACACUUUCUCUAUAAUGUCACUUGUCCCGAUUCUCUUAUUCACUCUGAUUCAUGCAUAUUAAAUUUACAGGGAUGUGAUUUUUCAGAUUUUUAUCUGAUUUCAGAUUUUUUGUGUAAAAUAAUUUUCACUGGAUUUGAUCUGAAAUGCUAAAAAAAAACAAGACCUUUAUAUAGAUAUGGUACCGAGGUUUCACCUUUUUAAAAUCAGUUCAGCUUUUUAAAAUUCAGUCCAGCUUUUUAAAAUCAGUUCAGCUUUUUAAAAUUCAGUCCAGCUUUUUAAAAUCAUUUCAGCUUUUAUUUUUAAAUGACUAUCACAUCCGUGAUUUAAAAAAAAAAAAAAAAAAGCAAUUGGUUUAUUUUUUAAAAAAAGAUUUAAAAAAGAGUUUUUUGUUUUGUGGAGUACAAGGACUGUCUAUACAAAGGAUGGUGCAUGCCAUAAUAACAGACAUGAAUUUUUAAUUUGUGGUGGUCAUAUUCAUAAUAUAAAUAAAUAUUAAAGGGGCUUUAUUCUAGUUGCAUAAUGGCAGAUUCUCGUCAAUUAUUAUUUUUUCUCUUUCUUUCUUUUUCUUUCUUUCUUUUUAUUUUUGAGAUCAUACCUUCAGCUAGAUAUUUUGUAUAUUAGAACAAUCCUUUUUAUUGGCAAAUCUACUGAAGGUGAACGUUAGGUUAAACGGAUGAUGUCGCAGUUUUAUGUGUACAUGUUUGGCACACAAUGUCUCUCCCUAAAUCGGUUGUGGUUAAUUUCACAAUUAAAACUGGAGGUCAAAAUACCAAGGAAAACAAGAUUUAAAACCACCAGUCAGAAAAGUGAUAUUGAUUUUUUAAAAUAUACUUUCUAUUUUAGCCAAGGAUUUUUAGAUUCUCCACUGUUUACACCACAUGGCAGUACAUUAGAAUGUUUGUUCUCGGAUUAAUGAUGCAAAGAUGUUAAAUGGAUUUGGAAUGAUAAUGGAAUGUUCAAACAAAAUGUCCUUUUUUCUUUCUUUCUUUCUUUCUUUCUUUGUGUUAAUCUCAUAAGAGUUUUAAACAGAUUUCUUCAGUUAUUGCAAUAUCUUGCUAAUAUUCAAUUAAAAUCAGAAUAAAUCUUGAAACUUUUCACUCUUUUUUUUUUCUUUUUCUUAUUCUCUCUUUUUUUUCUUAUUCCAGACACAAAUUGUUUCUCUCUUUCUUGGUAAAUCCCUCCCAAACUCAAAAUAUCAUUCCUGGAAGUUAAAAUGGAAGUGUGAGUUGAAAUUCAGUCGGUUAAAAGGAUCAGUCAUCUACCUGGACAUGAGUUUGAUUAGUUUUAAACUGGGAACUUCAAAUCUUUGUAUAGCAUUAGCUAGUAUGCGUACUUGGCCUGUUGUAGUGGUGUUCCAAAUUUGUAUAGUAUGCUUCUUAUAUAAUUUGGGUGAAGUUUUUUUUUAUAUAUAUAUCACAAUAUUCAACCAGAAUUGUAUAUUGUUUUUUUAAUGUCUUUUAUUCAUUGAUGAAUAUUUCGUGUUGCCUUCCUUUCUUUUACUGCUGAUUCUAUUACUUAGAAAAGACACUUAGGAUUUCUACAUUGGUAAAAAUAGACCUUCAAGAUGGGUGCUGAAAUAAAUUGAGAGCAGUUAUUCAGAUUACCAGAGGUUAAUAAGGUUGAAAAUGGUAAUUCCUUCAUGACAAAGUCUUCAUUAAAGAAAAAAAUAUGAUGUACAUUUUGAACAGUUAUGUUCAGAUAUAUACUGAUGACCAAAAGAAAGUAUUCUGAAAUAUUUUUAUGUAAAAUCGAGCAGUUUACCCCAAGUGCCGUUCAUGAACUGUGAUGUUCAUAUUUGAUAGUAAUUAUUGUGAAUACCUGUAUUCAUAUCUCGCCAAAUGAUUAUAGUUUUGAAAUACAAGACUUACAUAUACAUCAACUUGUGUUUUGAGGAGUUUUUACCAUUUCAAAAAAACACCUAGCGAUAGACUUUCUUUUGAUCAUCAGUAUAUAAGAUACACAUAGAAGUAUCAAUAUAAAGAUAACGAUGAUUGAAAUCUGUAACACUGUUAUUACUGUGUCUGUGAAAGACUUUAAUAAUGAAAAUAAUAGGAAUUGUCAACUUGAUAGAUUUGUCAUAAUCUGUAGGUUACCAGGGCCCAAUUUUACGAAGCGAUCUUAUGCAUUUAAGAUGCUUAAAUGCAUAACUACCUAAUUCACUUAAGAUGAUCUUAGUGCUAAGAUCGCUUCGUGGAAUGGGGCCCUGGGCCCAAUUUACAAAGCGAUCUUAGUGCUAAGAACACCUGAAGUGCAUAGGCUGAGGUAGUUAUGCACUUGUGGUGAUCUUAGCACUAAGAUUAGUUUGUAAAUCGGGACCAAGUUAACUAAUUCACCAAACUCUCACAGCUAUUUGAUCUCGCAGUUCAAUACAAAAAGACUUGCAAGAAGGAUACAGUGGGGUUUUUUAGGAUGUUUAAGAGAGCUUUACAAAUUAGGUCCUCAGGUUUUUAUUUUGUGGUAAGUAAACUUGAACAUUGGUUACCAGACUUGUUCAUUUUGAUGCGUGCAUUUGAAAAAUGAACCUAAUAUCCAGAGUAACAACCAUAACUGGUUAUCUCCACUUGUUACGAAAAUGACAGUAGUUGACUUUUAGCAUUUGUUUUCUUUUUUAACCAUAGUUAAUUUGUUUUUGAACAAAGUUAUUUUCUUUUUUAAUGUAGCUAAUUUCUUUUUUAAAUGUAGUUAAUUUCUUUGUUAAAAGUAAUUAAUUUCUUUUUUAAAGGUACAUGUAAUUAAUUUCAUUUUUAAAUGUAGAUAUUUAAUGUGGGCUGUCCAUACAUGGUAUGUUUGGAAAACUAUAUAAUUUGAAUAAAUAAAUAAAAGUGUUAUUUUGGAUUUUUCUGUAUUUUUUAAAUAUUACAAUGUGUUUAUCUGUAAACAAUGUCAUUGAACAUAACCAGUUCUGUUUGUUAGUCCUGGCAUUUUAAAAACAAUGUUUACCACAUAGAGGGUUAAAUAAAAAUCUGUAUGGCAUCCCUCUUGUGAAAGGCCGUGUUUUACAGCAGUUUUUAUAUAGACAUUUCCAUAUAUCGAGCAUUAAUUGAGUUAUUAUGUUUUGAUAGAGUAUUUAUUUGGUAAGUUUUAGGGAGUCUUGUCGUACUGUUAUCUUAUGCAUGUAUCAAUAAUAUAAUAAAGCUUAGCUGAUAUAUUGCACCUGAUAUAUUUGUUAACUGAAGUAUCCAUUAUAGACAGGUUUGUGUUAUACAAGGUGUUCUUUAUUGCACAGUUGAUAAGCUGGUUAUAAAUAAAUGGCAUACUGAGAAUGAUUAUUAUUGCAGUGUUUCUUAACUUGUUUUGCUCAGCCCAACAGAACAUUAAAAUACUGCUUCAAAUGUUCAAGACAAACCCAAAAAUAUUAUAAAAAUAUUCAUUAAUUUAAAAUAUUAGAACCAAAGAUGAACUCCGCAUUAAAAAAUGGUAUCAUGACAAAUUUUAGUCACUGUCCAUGGCGUAUUAGUAUGCACAAAAACCAAUACAGUAUACAAACCCAACAAAAAUGGCUAGCAGAAAUCAUUUUGCUGGGGCAUACGCGAACAUGAGCAGUUGCUUGUGCCGGACAACAGAAUCAAAUAUGAACAUAGUCUGAUGAGUUGCUGGUAAAUAAUGCAGCACAAGGUUGGUUCAGGUGGAGGUAAUCACUAACUUCCAUAGGGCUGACACCAUGUAACCGUAAAUAAAAUGUGUAGUGCGUUAUUAAAUAAAACAAUUCCCUCCUCCUUGUUUCUAUAGGGCUGUUAUCUUGUGUAGGUUGUAGAGAUGAAGGUUUCCCUCGUUUAUCAUCUGUAUAGUGUUUCCGGGUUUGUCACCGUUUCGUGUGUGUUUGUCCUUAAUGUUCCAUAUUCUCCAUCCAAUACCUAAGUAUGGUUUCAGCUGAUGUUUUGCAUACAUUCUGAUUGGCGGCUGCCAUUUUAGUCCAUAUUGCAACCCUAACCCUAGGACAAACCUUAAUGCCCGAUCACCAAUACUAAAAUUUCCAGAUUUGUUUUUUCGUAACCCACUUUCAUCUCUGGCAUCGAGAACAAUGGGAGCCUAUAGUCCGUCCCACGGGGAACGCCUUUUUUCAUCUUAUGGAAUUUACUACAACUUAUGUAUUUCUGAGCUGAUUGUUAUCUAAAUUAAGUCACAAAAAUAGUAUUUUAUUGUUCUUUCCCAAAAAACUUUUACUUUUCUUCUUAUGUCAGACCAACAAACCAAACUGAAAUUGUUUACAAAAAAACAAAAAAUAAUAAUAAUUAAAAAAAUUGUAGGUGAUGGGACGAACUAUAGUUGACGUUUGUGUUGUGUCAUGUACUGUAUUGGUCUACUGCUAAAAUACUGUGUGCCACGAUACAUGGGUUGAGAAACACUGUGGUAUAUUAUGGGAACAUUUUUCAAGCAGAUUUAAGCUGCAUGGAUGUAUACCGAAUGAAAAAAAUAAGGGAUCACAUGCACGAAUAGUACCAGAAAAUAAUGACUGAUUGCGAGCAAAAGCGUUGGUCCAUAGUAUCACAAGAUGGCCAUGUUACUGACAGUCCGUUCAAAACUACUGUCUAUAUGACAGCAGUGAGUUUCAUCCGAUUGUUUAGACCAUGUUUAAAAUACAGAAAUAAGGGAUCGCACAAAUAAUAACCGUAAAUAAUGACUGCAGCCAAAAUCCUCGAUCCUUAAGGCAAGGCCACAUGGCACGAGUGUUUAGUACAAGAAGAGUUGCUAAAAUAGCCAAUUGACAAGGCGAACAUUAUGAUUUCAUCGGUUGCUUUGCAUUCGGUUAUUCUUAUGGCUAUUCUUGUAUAAGGCGAUCGUAUUGUGUAGUCAGACAGUUUAUUCAGUAAAAGGCCUCUGGCCCAAAAUACAGUCACUUUACACAAUUUAAGAGCUUAAAUUUAAGAACUUAAAUUGUGUAUUGUGUAGUGUCACCUUUAGUGUCAGAAGUUGUAGCUACUGAUAUUCUCGUAUAAGGUGAUCGUAUUGUUUAGCCUCGCCUUUAGUGUCAGAAGUUGUUAUUGCUAUUCUCGUAUGAAGCAAUCGUAUUGUGUGGUUUCGCCAUUAGUGUCAGAAGUUGUUACUGAUAGUGCAUUCAACACUACUGAGACAUUAAAUCCCUCAUUGCAACUUCGUAUGAAAUACAAACAUUACUACGCUAGUAGUAUAUUAAACCUGGUGUACGAAUCCAUGAGUUUCCUUGUUUCUUUCAAUCGGUAUAAGUUUUUAUUCUGUACACAUUUCUAAUGCGUAUGUGUACAAAAAGAAAAUCAUUUUACGAUAAAUGUUUGUGCGAGUGUGCUGUAUUUACUGCUUUCAGUUUCUACUCUAGACGUGAGUAUCGUACUCCUUAAUAAUUAGGACUAUGUCAUAUUUUAAAGGUGUGCCAUCAUAGCUAUUUGUUGCUCCCGUCUCCAAAAUAUAUUUUCCUCAACCAACACUAUACUCAGUUUUCUACAUUUAUGGAUUUCACCCCCAAGAUUUCAAAUGUUGGUCAGUAAAAAAAACUAAAAAAACAUUGUUUCAAGAUUUAAAAAACCCAAAAUCAAACAAAACGAAGUCUACUUCAGCAGUGUUUUUGGUCAGUAUAUCAGCAAAACAAUUAAAACCCCAAGCAGUUAUGUGGCCGAAUAUCCUAAAACAUUUAAAAAGCUAAUUUGACAAAUAAUAUUUGUCAGAGACUAAAUCGGUUUUAUCACAAUGUAAUUUAUUUCUUUGUCCAGUGACGAUCAUGCAACCAAAAGUUAAUGUUUCUUGUUGGUUAUGAAUCAUCAGUCACAAAUGUCCCGUGUCCCUAACAAAAUAAUACAUUAGCUAUGGCGUUGUAAAAUUAAGCUUACGUGUCACGUUUUUUUCAAACUGAUGUAGCUUUUUCCUGUAGAUAGUUUUAUUCAUGUUAAAGUUUGUUAGUGUCUUCUACACAGACAUCUGUAUAGUGCUGUAUGAGGGAAAACCUAUUUUCCUAAUAAAGGUUUUUAAAUCUUA
This is a messenger RNA of Gigantopelta aegis, 7959 nucleotides long. RefSeq names its product persulfide dioxygenase ETHE1, mitochondrial-like. Gene Ontology annotation, molecular function: sulfur dioxygenase activity. NCBI's taxonomy places the organism in Eukaryota, Metazoa, Mollusca, Gastropoda, Neomphalida, Peltospiridae. The record is from RefSeq and is a predicted model, not a curated record. Gene Ontology annotation, biological process: glutathione metabolic process; hydrogen sulfide metabolic process. The coding region runs from base 76 to 1026 and encodes 316 amino acids. The transcript is spliced from 7 exons.